GACAUGCAUGCAUGCAUGUGCGCUACUAAAAAAGAUCACGACAUGAGACCUAAAAAUAGGGUUUAGAGAAUGUGCAAGCCACUUGAUCUAGAGCAUUGCAUGCAUGGCUCUGGGAGAGUAGAUACAUGUAUUACGUAAUUAUUGUGAAGAUUGUGAGCAGGUAUAUUUCGAGGGUAUAAGCUUUUGCGGAAUGACCGGUUUUCGCGGAUUUAAUGUCCGUGGAAUAGCAGUCUUUUGCAACAUGCAUGCAUGCAAUAUUAAAUUUGUGGGCAUAUAUAAAUGUUUGCUUAAUCAGCGAGAACAAUUAUACCCUUGAUUAGUCUUAUGUUCUAUAAUUUGUCUAUAAUUAUGCGAAAACAGGAAGUGUAUUAAUAUGAAUAUAAAGGAAGUAAACAAUUGCAAAGGAGGUUGUCUAGUCAGCAUCACAUUAACCUUCUGACUGUCAAUAGAGAUGACACUAAUAGAGAUAAUAAAGCUCAUUAGAGUUCUUCUGAUUUGCUUUCUGGCUGGCUUCAGCACUGGUAAGACUGACUAUUCAAUUAUUGAUUUCCUUGCAUUGACACUGCAUGUUUCAUAAAGCCCAAUAUUCAGUGAGUGUGGAGAGACCAUGUCCAAUGGAAACAGUCACUUUUACCUGCACUGCUAUUGGAGAUUCCUUGAUAUGGGACCUGCCUGGAAAUCGUAUCACUGUCCUCACCACCUCUGAUCCACUAGUAAUGCAGUCAGGCUACACUGUGACACUGAUUGCAUUUGAUAACGAUACAUUAACUUCUACUCUAUCAAGAACAGCAGAGAAUGGGAUCACUGUGUCAUGCUUGGAGAUUGUGUCUACUCUAACCACUAUAGGAUCUUCAACAAUCCGUUUGGUUGAUCCACCAGGACCACCUUCUGCUGUAAGACAUUUUAUUUUGAGCAGCUCAGCCAAUAAAGUCAGUGUAUCUGUACAGUGGAACCCUACUACUGAGACUGGUGGUAGAGAUGACCCCACUUACACAGUGACCAUCUCACCUCCGGCCCAGCUCUCUGCUACUGUCUUCACAUCCAUCUCUGUCACUGUGACUGCUCAAUACAAUGUGGACUACACUGUCAGUGUUGUGGCUACCAAUUGUGCUGGGAACAGUACAACUGCUGAGUACAACUUUAGGAUUGGUAACUGUCCUGUGUUGACCAACCCUAUUAAUGGAGCCUUUGGACCAGUCUCCAACAGAUUAUCAGGAUCCACAGUAACCAUCCAGUGUGACGCUGGAUAUGUGUCUGCUGUUACGAUGGUGACAUGUGAGGGUACACUAAUGUGGAGUCCAGACCCUGAGGCUAUUGAGUGUACAUUACUAACCACAUCUACUCCCACAACUCCUCCUCCAAUAAACUGCACAGCUUCACUAUCCUCACCAAGGAAUGGCAUUAUCAGUGAUCAUUCAGUACCAGCUAUUCCCGGCACACAAGUUACCCUCCAUUGUGACGAUGAACUGUUCCCUGAGGGAAUAAUGACUGCUACCUGUCUAGCUACAGGAAAGUGGGACGAGGAGAUCGUCUGCAGAGCUGCUCCUUGUAAUUGUGCCAGCCUAUCUGAUGGGAGUCGAUUUGAUUCAGCUGUCUCCAUCAGCGUGGUUGUCACGACAGUUGCGUUCACAAUUAUUGGAUUGUUGAUAGGACUCUUGAUCAUGUAUUUGCUCAUGCGUAAGAAGGCAGUGUACUCCCCGGCAGCUAAAGGACAAGCUAAUUAUAAUGUAGGACCCACUGUACCAGCUGGUCCUGUUUAUGAGGAGGUGUCACCUAAAGAGGAGAUUGAACUGAAUACUAACCAGGCGUAUGGACCAGUAGGACUGUGAAACUUCUGUUAAUGUGCAUGCUCGUGAACAAUUUUAACAACUGUAAACAGCAACAUCUGUUCAUUAAAAGCCAUUACAUCUUUUGUACUAAAAAAGAAGCUAUAUUGAACGAGUGGUGUAAGCUGCGCUGUGCUAAUGCCUCUCGCCAUGUUUAGCUUCGCUCAAAAACUAGAGUGUUAUAU
Molecule: messenger RNA, 2011 nt
Organism: Halichondria panicea
Lineage: Eukaryota; Metazoa; Porifera; Demospongiae; Suberitida; Halichondriidae
Exons: 5
Coding region: 567-1829 (420 amino acids)
Molecular function (GO): protein binding
Source: RefSeq, a predicted model, not a curated record